Messenger RNA from Penicillium arizonense, 1062 nucleotides. Its product is annotated as Hsp20/alpha crystallin family protein. The record is from RefSeq and is a predicted model, not a curated record. Lineage: Eukaryota; Fungi; Ascomycota; Eurotiomycetes; Eurotiales; Aspergillaceae. Bases 1 to 1062 code for a protein of 353 amino acids. The transcript has a single exon. Gene Ontology annotation, biological process: protein complex oligomerization; response to heat; response to salt stress.
AUGGCUUCAAUCUACCAACUCAACCAACCCCCUAAUCCCUUCUGGGAUUUCCUCAACGGAAACCUAGAGGAUCAUCCUUUCUUUGCUCCUCGAGGCCACCAUGGAAGACGUGGACACCACAGCCACCGUCAUGGAUGGGGAAACUCCCAACAGAGCGAGACUGUUCCACAGGGCACUGAAGCACCCAACACAGAGUCGAACGGAGAGAUGAAGAACGACAGGUCUGCGGCCGACUCCGACUCCCCAGAUAACCAGCACCGCCGUUGUGAUCACUGUGGUAAGGGCAAUGGCAAAGGCCGUGGAGGUCCCGGUUAUGGACCUGGUCCGUUCCGUGGAAAGGGCGGCAAAUGCAAGCACGGCCAUGGCCCUCACGCCGGACCAUGGGGCCACCACAACCACCCCUACGAUCACGCAGGAAUGUUCGGCGGCCGCGGACGAGGCCCUCACCACGCAGGCGGCCACGGCAAACACCACGGCGGACCCCCAUUCGGCGGCCAAGGCUUCCCCUUCAACUUCCUCCGCAACCUCGGGAUUCCAAUGAACGGACCCGCCCCCGAGGGCGUAGAUUUCACUCCUGCCAUCGACGUCUUCGACACACCGGCCAAGUACAUGGUGCACGUCUCACUACCCGGAGCGAAGAAGAGCGAUCUGAGCAUCGACUAUGACGCCGAGGAAUCGGUUUUGCGGUUGGCGGGUGUUGUGCACCGUCCUGGUGUUGAUGAGAAUAUGUAUCAGGGACUUGCUAUGGAAGAGCGUGGACGGGAGGUUGGAGUGUUUGAGCGUGAGGUCCGGUUUGGCACUAGGGCUGCGCCGGCUUUUGUUGCUGUUGAGGGGAUUUCGGCGAAGUUGGAGGAUGGUGUUCUUAAUGUUGUUUUGCCUAAGGUUGUUCCUGAGCCUGAGGUUGGGAAGAAGAAGGUUGUUGUUAAGGUUGAUGAUCUUGAGCGUGAGAAGGGUGAUAUGGUGGAUGAGAAGGUUCGUGAGGAUUUCACUCCUGAUGAGUCGGAGGCUAGUGAUGCUGAGGAUGGUGAGGCGAGGGAGUAUGUGAAGGUUCCAGUGCUGUGA